CCUUCUCCGCCCCUGGGGGUGAGCACCACCAGCAUCGCAGGGCCUGACUGGCGGGGGCCAGGGGCUGGGGACCUUGGGCCGCGCACGGCGAAACCAGUCUCCUGUUGAGUCGCCCAACUCCGUCUGCCUGGCGGGGGUGGAUGCCUCGGCGCCGUAGGUCAGAAGUUUCUCUGGAAACGCGCGGGCCCCACGAGAUGGAUGUGUGGCUGUGGAUUAUUGCCCGAGAGUCUUUUCCUUCGGUCCUCGCUUUUACCUAUAAACACUGGGGUUAAUUUGAAACUGUCAGCAGAUCAUACAUGUUAUAAAGGUAGAACUUAAUUGAAAUUACUGGUGUUGUAGAGGGGACUGUUAAGGAUGAAAAUUGUGCAUUUCACUCCUCAGAAAUGCUUCAGAAUAGCCCACAUUGUGACUUAACACACAUUUGCUAAGAGCAUUAUUACUGUGUAGGGCACAGGGAAAGAGCUGUACCCUAGAACCAAGUUGUUGGGUUUAAAUCCAAGGCCUGCCCUUUGUUAGCUGAGCAACCCUGGGCAAGUUACUUUACCUGCAUCUGUUUCUUCAUCUUUAAAAAGGGUUGUUGGGGCGCCUGGGUGGCUCAGUCGGUUGAGCGUCCGACUUUGGCUCAGGUCAUGAUCUCAUAGUUCAUGAGUUCCAGUCCCGCGUGGGGCUCUGUGCUGACAGCUCGGAGCCUGGAGCCUGCUUCGCAUUCUGUGUCUCCCUCUCUGUCUACCCCUGCCCCACUCGUGCUCUGUCUCUCUGUCUCUGUCUCUCAAAAAUAAACAUUAAAAAAAAAAAUUAAAAUGGGUGGUUGUGAUAACUUAAUAAAUUUUCUGAAUACUCUGUAAGUAGUUUAUGGUAUUAGCCCAAUUUAGUCUUCACAGUCACCCAGGAUGUAGGGUCCCGGUUUUCCUGACACUCCCCACUGAGGCUCAGAAAGGUGACAUGACUUCCUUAAGUCACAGCACAACUAAUGACCAGGAGUUAAGCCCAUACAGAUCACAGUUUUAGCCACCACAUUAGGAUGCCUCACCAACUUGGUUUGUUCAUUUAGUUUCAGUUAACAAAUACUGAUUUUGUUCCCCUGUGGACCAAGUUCUUUGCUGGGUGCGAGAGACAGAGCAGAACGGCACACAGACCUUGCCCUCCCAGUGCUUGCAGAGAGUCUGUGGCUCUCACCAGGUUCUCCAGUGCUGUUUGUGAUCCCAAGUUUAUUGCAGGGACAUGACAAGAUCAUAUUUUGAGAAGUUGGAGAGAAGCUCAAGUGAUUAACUGAAGCCCUGGAUGAAAACAGGAUCUCUAAAGAGAAACUGUAAGGUGCAAUAAGUACCUUCUGAGUCCCAGGACGGUGGCAAUUAGCCAAUGGUUGCAGGCAUGUUGUGGAAGUUGCUGAUAAGAUCCCAGCCCUGCAGGCUGUGUUCUUUCAGAAAGAUGCUAUCGGCUCCAAAAUACAGACCCUUUCUAGCGUGCUUCACCUAUACAAAUGAUCAUCAGUCAAACAAAGAAAAUAAAAGAACAGUGGAAAAGCUCUAUAAAUUUUCAGUCGACAUCAGGAAAAUUCGCAGACUAAAAGGAUGGGUACUUUUUGAGGAUGAAACCUAUGUUGAAGAAAUCGCAAAUGUUUUACAACAACUAGGUGCUAAUGAAACCGCUGUAGCCAGUAUUUUGGAACGCUGCCCAGAAGCUAUUGUCUGCAGUCCAACGGCUGUUAACACCCAGAGAGAACUCUGGCAGUUGGUCUGCAAAAACGAGCAAGAGUUAGUCAAGUUAAUAGAACAGUUUCCAGAAUCUUUCUUUACUGUUACAGACCAGGAAACUCAGAAGCUGAACAUUCAGUUCUUUCAAGAGUUGGGACUCAAAAAUGUGGUCAUUAGCAGGUUUUUGACAACUGCAUCUAAUAUUUUUCAUAAUCCUAUUGAGAAAAAUAAGCAAAUGAUAAGUAUUCUCCAAGAGAGUUACCUAAAUUUAGGUGGCUCCGAGGCCAACGUGAAAGUUUGGUUACUGAAAUUAUUAAGCCAAAACCCAUUUAUUUUGCUGAAUUCUUCUGCAGCUAUAAAGGAAACACUAGAAUUUCUCCAGGAGCAAGGUUUCACAAACUUUGAUAUUCUCCAGCUUCUCUCCAAACUCAAAGGAUUUCUUUUUCACCUUUGCCCCAGAAGUAUACAGAACAGCAUUUCCUUCUCUAAAAAUGUUUUUAAAUGCACAGAUCAUGACCUGAAGCAAUUAGUUUUGAAAUGUCCUGCCAUUUUAUAUUAUUCUGUUCCAGUUUUGGAAGAGAGAAUUCAGGGAUUAUUGAAAGAAGGAAUUUCCAUAGCUCAGAUAAAAGAGACGCCAAUGGUUCUUGAAUUAACACCGCAGAUAGUACAGUACAGGAUAAAGAAACUGAAUUCCCUAGGCUAUAGAAUAAAGGAUGGACAUCUGGUAAAUCUAAGUGGAACAAAAAAAGAAUUUGAGGCUAACUUCGGCAAAAUUCAGGCCAAAAAAGGAAGGCCAUUGUUUAACCCUGUGGCACCAUUAAACAUUGAAGAGUAACUUGCAGACUGCUGCUGCUUUCUAGCAUUGCAGAGUGAAGCUGAGUAGCAGGGACUGGAGUCAGUUUGUAGGCACUAGUAAUUUUAAGAAACUGCUUAGCUUCUGAGUUGUCUUAAGUUACACCUGAGUAGAUAAUCUCUGACUCCCUUGCUAUAUUUUAAGAUAUAAACUGCAUUUAUUUUAAAUAAAGUUGGUAAUUUUGACUUUGA
This is a messenger RNA of Acinonyx jubatus (cheetah), 2738 nucleotides long. It is a transcript of the gene MTERF2, whose product is annotated as mitochondrial transcription termination factor 2. NCBI's taxonomy places the organism in Eukaryota, Metazoa, Chordata, Mammalia, Carnivora, Felidae. Gene Ontology annotation, cellular component: mitochondrial matrix. Gene Ontology annotation, molecular function: double-stranded DNA binding. Bases 1360 to 2529 code for a protein of 389 amino acids. The record is from RefSeq and is a predicted model, not a curated record. Gene Ontology annotation, biological process: regulation of DNA-templated transcription; termination of mitochondrial transcription. The transcript is spliced from 3 exons.